AUGAAGAGGCCCCUGAUUUUGUGCGUAGCCUUCUCAGCGUGCCUAGCGCUCGCCGCCGCGGGCUGGUCUUCCGGCACCGCCACGUUCUACGGCGGACCCGACGGCUCCGGCACCAUGGGUAAGCAAGCUCUUAAUAAUUAUACAUUGCAUCCAUUUUGCCGCAAGAGCUACGCACAUUUUGCUAACCGCGCGCAUGCACGUACCAAUGCAGGUGGCGCGUGCGGGUACGACAACCUGUACAACGCCGGGUACGGCGUCAACAACGCGGCGCUGAGCUCAACGCUGUUCAACGACGGCGCGUCGUGCGGGCAGUGCUACCUCAUCACCUGCGACACGUCACGUCCGGGCGGUAAGUCCUGCAAGCCCGGCAACUCCAUCACGGUCUCCGCCACCAACCUGUGCCCGGCCAACUACGCGCUGCCCAACGGCGGGUGGUGCGGCCCAGGGCGCCCCCACUUCGAUAUGUCGCAGCCGGCAUGGGAGAAUAUCGGCGUCUACAGUGCCGGCGUCAUCCCGGUCCUGUACCAGCAGGUCCAGUGCUCGCGCACCGGCGGCGUGCGCUUCAGCAUCGCCGGCUCCCAAUAUUUUCUGCUCGUCAACAUCCAGAACCUCGCGGGCAGUGGUUCCGUGGGCGCCGCCUGGGUGAAGGGCGACAAGACGGGGUGGAUCCAGAUGUCCAGGAACUGGGGCGCCAACUGGCAGGCGCUCGCUGGGCUCGUCGGCCAGGGGCUCAGCUUCGCCGUUACCAGUACCGGCGGGCAGUACAUUCAGUUCUGGAAUGUGGUGCCUGCUGGGUGGUGGCAGUUCGGACAGACCUACACCACAACACAGAAUUUCUACUACUAA
Messenger RNA from Miscanthus lutarioriparius, 846 nucleotides. The record is from the annotation of a GenBank genome assembly. NCBI's taxonomy places the organism in Eukaryota, Viridiplantae, Streptophyta, Magnoliopsida, Poales, Poaceae.